Messenger RNA from Aspergillus viridinutans, 1104 nucleotides. RefSeq lists its product as uncharacterized. The record is from RefSeq and is a predicted model, not a curated record. NCBI's taxonomy places the organism in Eukaryota, Fungi, Ascomycota, Eurotiomycetes, Eurotiales, Aspergillaceae. Bases 1 to 1104 code for a protein of 367 amino acids. The transcript has 2 exons.
AUGGACCGACAAAUUGAAGAUGCUGUUCAGCAGCAGUAUUGCAAACUCCAGGAGCAACUUGACGAGCAGUUCGAGAUUCGCGACCGGGCCCUUAGGCAAGAAUUUGGCAGGGUGCACGAAAGGAUUGACGAUUUAAUCAAGGACAAUGAGGCCCGGGACAAGGGCAUUAAGAGAGAGUUUCGCAAUGUUUAUGAGAGAAUGGACUCUGGGUUCUCUCAAGUUGAUGAACGUUUCUCUCGAGUCGAUGAACGCUUUCGACACGUAGAUGAGACGAUGGCCACAAUGUCGCAGAAGCUUGACAAGAUUGACACAUUGGAAACAUCAUUUGCGACCUUCGAAGCAAUGUUUGGGAAUUUCAAGGUGGCCCACCUUAACCAAAGGAUACAGGCCAUCCCUGUAUUCGACUCCUCUCAUCAACCAGUUCCGGUUCCAAAGUGUUUCCCCAAAACGGCUCUUAGACUCUAUCGACUGCAAGAUCGGAAGAACUGGAAUCAAUUGAAGACCCUUCUCAAGCAUUACAACCUCGAGAAAGCGACCAUUCGGCUUGUCGACCGUGGAGAGCUUUACGACUCCUCCGACUCCGAUAGUGAUUCCGACACUUCCUCCCGUUUCCACUCUAUCGACGGGGAACUUGACCGGGCUAUCGAGUCUAAUCCAUUUGCCGCCAUGUGUUCGCUGGGCCGUCAUCUUGGCGUGGAUACAGACGCUCUCCAUGAUCGGAUCACGCAGCUCGAGUUUCAGCAGAAGAAAGGAACUGUGGCCAAACGCCCAGCGGAAGAUGUGGGAAGUGUUCGGAAGAUGAUACGAGAUUUGGUCACGGGGGCGCUGCAGCCUGGCUCGUUCACGAGAGCAGACCCGCUUGAUGAUGACUCUGAAGGAAACCAAACCAAACUAGAAUGGGAGGUCGACUCGGAGAAGUUCAGACGGGAAACGGCUCAUCUUCGCCUUCGUGAUACCGAGGCCUCGCCCCGUCCAGCCAGCGCCAAAGAAAGCCGGGGAAAUCGCCCACAGAAGGAUUUGGAGGUCCGCUCACGUCAAUCCAAGGGCAGUCUGUCACCCACCGAGAAGAUGACCGCAUCAAGCAAUCAAUCAGAGGGUCAUUAG